Paecilomyces variotii is the source of this 2769-nucleotide messenger RNA. Its product is annotated as putative bifunctional purine Ade1. NCBI's taxonomy places the organism in Eukaryota, Fungi, Ascomycota, Eurotiomycetes, Eurotiales, Thermoascaceae. Gene Ontology annotation, molecular function: ATP binding; phosphoribosylformylglycinamidine cyclo-ligase activity; phosphoribosylamine-glycine ligase activity. The transcript has 3 exons. Bases 213 to 2657 code for a protein of 814 amino acids. Gene Ontology annotation, cellular component: cytosol. Gene Ontology annotation, biological process: 'de novo' IMP biosynthetic process; adenine biosynthetic process. The record is from RefSeq and is a predicted model, not a curated record.
UCCAAGAAUAAUGGCAAAAUCUAGUCCAGAUCUCUCUGAUCGCUCAAUUUUGGACGAUGCAAUGGACUUGUUCCGUUCGGUCCAUGUUGAGGAUUUUGGCAGACACGACCCCCCACCAUCACACUCUCAAUUCGAUUGCUAGCAUUAUAUUAUAUCUACCGUGAUUCAACUGCUAACAGAUUCAGAUCUGAAUCAGGAACUCCGCAUUGAAGAUGCUCCAGGAACGGUUGCGCGUGCUCGUCGUCGGCAACGGCGGUCGCGAACAUGCCUUCGCAUGGAAGCUGAGCCAGUCUCCCCUGGUCGACGCCGUCUAUGUCGCUCCAGGAAACGGUGGUACUGGUCUAGGAACAUCGUCGAAAAUCAUCAACGCCAACGUCAAAGUCGAUGACUACCCCGGCCUGGUCGCUCUGGCACAGAAACACAAUGUCAACCUGGUCGUUCCCGGCCCCGAGGCUCCCCUUGUGGAUGGUAUUCAAGGCUACUUCCAGGCGGUCGGUAUCCGAUGCUUCGGUCCAUCCAAGGCCGCCGCUCGUAUGGAGGGCUCCAAGGCCUUCUCCAAGGACUUCAUGAAGCGCCACCACAUCCCAACCGCAGAAUAUGAGAACUUCACCGACUAUGAAGCCGCCCGCAAGUACCUCGACUCUGUUUCACACCAGGUUGUUAUCAAGGCCAGUGGUCUGGCAGCCGGCAAGGGUGUCAUCAUUCCCACGACUAAGGAGGAGGCCCACCAGGCUCUGCGCGACAUCAUGCUGGACCACCAAUUCGGUGAAGCUGGGGAUGAAGUUGUCAUCGAGGAGUACCUCGACGGUGACGAACUUAGUAUUUUGACCUUCAGUGACGGUUACACGAUCAAGUCCCUGCCCCCGGCGCAGGACCACAAGCGUAUCUUUGACGGCGAUCAGGGCCCCAACACAGGAGGAAUGGGCUGCUAUGCUCCUACAUUGAUUGCUUCAAAGGCAGUUCUGGAGGAAAUUGACCGGACUAUCGUCAAGCCUACCAUUGAUGGAAUGAGACGAGAAGGAUAUCCUCUCGUCGGUAUCCUCUUCACCGGUCUCAUGAUGACGAAGAAUGGACCUAAGGUUCUCGAAUACAACGUCCGCGGUGGUGACCCUGAGACUCAGACUCUUCUGCCUCUACUCAGCGAGGAUACCGACCUCGCUGAGAUCAUGGUUGCUUGUACGGAACACUGGCUGGAUGGUGUCGCCAUUAAAGUCGAGCCCAAGUUUGCUACGACUGUCAUCGCUGUCGCAGAAGGAUAUCCUGGCUCGUACGCCAAGGGACGCCCCAUUACUCUGGAUCCUACCCCAGAGGACACUAUGAUCUUCCACGCAGGUACGACGUUGGUUGGCAACGAGCUGCAGAGCUCCGGUGGACGUGUCAUCGCCGCUACCUCUACUGCUGAGACCUUGGAGGAGGCCGUUCGCAAGAGUUACGUCGGUAUCUCCACGAUCCACUUCCAGGGCAUGCAUUACCGCAAGGACAUUGCCCACCGUGCCUUCAGAGAUUCUCAGAAACAGAAGACCGAGGAGGGCCUCACAUACGCCUCCGCAGGUGUCUCUAUCGACGCUGGUAACGAGCUGGUGAACCGCAUCAAGACCUCCGUGGCCCGCACUCGUCGUCCCGGUUCCGACGCAGUGAUCGGUGGUUUUGGAGGUACCUUCUCUCUUGCUGCUGCGAACCCAGCCUAUCACCCACACUCCCCGACCAUAAUUGGAGCUAUUGAUGGAGUGGGCACGAAGCUUAAGAUCGCGCACGUCAUGGGUAUCCACAACACUGUCGGUAUCGACCUUGUUGCCAUGAACGUCAACGAUCUUGUCGUCCAGGGUGCGGAGCCUCUUUUCUUCUUGGACUGCUACUCCUGCGGUCACCUCGACGUCGAGACGGCUUCUGCCUUCGUCGCCGGUGUUGCGGAGGGAUGUGUGCAGGCUGGCUGUGCCCUCGUCGGUGGUGAGACGGCCGAGAUGCCAGGUCUCUUCGUCGAGGAUACGUACGAUGCCGUUGGUGCUGCUGUCGGCGCCAUCAACACCACUGGCGACAAUGCCAGACCUAUCCUGCCGGAUACUUCUUCCAUGAAGCCCGGAGACGUUCUCCUCGCUCUGGGUUCCUCUGGAAUCCAUUCCAACGGCUACUCCCUUGUCCGCAAGAUUGUGGAACGCUCCGGUCUCAGCUACCACGACCCUGCUCCCUUCACGAUGCCUUCAUCCUCCUCUCCUCUCUCUGUUGGAGCUGCCCUCCUCACCCCAACCCGCAUCUACGUUAAGCCCCUGCUGAAGGCCCUCUCUACCCCAUCCUCCCACACCUCCACAUCCCCUUCCGCCAUCAAGGGUCUCGCCCACAUCACCGGUGGUGGUCUCGUCGAGAACGUCCCCCGCAUGCUGCCUGCCACCUUGACGGCUCACAUCAACGUCACCUCGUGGCAGCUGCCAUCCGUCUUCCAAUGGCUCAAGAAGACCGGCAAUGUCUCGUCGGCCGAGAUGGCCCGUGCCUUCAACUGCGGUGUCGGCAUGGUGAUCGUCGUCGAGAAGGGCUGCGAGGACGCCGUCCGCUCCGUUCUCGAGCAGGAAGGCGAAACCGUCUACCAAGUCGGAGAACUCCGCGUCAAGAACGCCGGCGAGGAGAGCUGCGUCCUUACCGGUCUGGAGAGCUGGGACGCGUGAUUUCGAUCCCCUCCCCUUUCCUCGAUAAAAAAAACGAGAAUGAUUCCCUUUUUUUUCCAUUUUUUCAUGUUAUCACCCUUAUUUUCCGUUCCGUCACAUCACGUUACGUUAC